GAAGGCAGCGCACGCGCACCUCAGCGUUUUGUUAUCGCUAUUGACCUGUUGCGUUUUAUUUACACGGUUAAUGCGGGUGAAUAAACAUUAUUAGACAAAAAUUGUAAAAUUAUUAUUUUUAAACGUUGUUUUAAUAUUUUUUUAUUAAAAUUAUAAGUGUAUUUGCCUAACAGUUGAUAGUUUACAAACUUUCACCGGAUUUGAGAGUACUUCUUUGAGACUCGAAUGGAACGUACAUAGACAUAAAAUACACUAGACACGUCAACUAGAUCGGGAAUGACAAUACAACGGAACAUUUUACAAGUGAUUUGUUGUAACAACUGACUGAAUAUGACGAAGAUCCAAGAUAACUUGUCUGGACAUGGCAACAACAACGUGGUUCCUCUCCUGCCGAGGUCUACGGUGGAAUUGGAGUUCAAGAAUAUCACUUGCUCUAUGAACAUAUUCACCGUAAACCGACUGAGAUAUGAACGCCGGGACAUCCUGAAGGGGGUGAAUGGCUGUUUCAAGCCUGGAGAGCUGACUGCCAUCAUGGGUCCCUCGGGAGCUGGCAAGACCACGCUCCUCAACAUCCUAGCCGGAUAUUUGACACGCGGCGCCAAAGGAGAGAUUUCAGUGAACGGCGUAUGCGCGUGCGCCUCCCAAUCCACAGGCCGCGGCGGCGCGCGCUACAUCCGCCAGCAAGAUGACCUGCGCGCGCACCUGACAGUCUACGAAGCCAUGUCUCUGGCAGCCGCGCUUAAACUGGCCGACUUCUCGCCUCAAGAGCGAAAGGAGAAAGUACACGAAAUCCUGGCCUUACUAGGGCUAAGCGGCACAUCACAGACUCUGAGCAGAGACCUGUCUGGUGGACAAAGAAGACGGCUGGCGGUAGCUCUUGAACUGCUGUCAGACCCCUCGCUGCUGUUCCUCGACGAACCAACCACGGGCUUGGACUCUUCCUCAUCAGCAUCCCUCAUCGCGCUCCUCAACGGCCUGGCCCGGGGGGGUCGGACCCUCAUUGCGACCAUACACCAGCCCUCAGCCCUUCUGUUCGAGAAGAUAGACUCUGUGUACUGUUUGUCAAAUGGAAGGACUUUGUACAAUGGACCCAGGGUUCAUCUCCUGCCGGCCCUGGCCAGUGCUGACUUACGGUGCCCGCCCUAUCAUAAUCCUGCAGAUUUUUUGAUGGAAGUGGCAUCAGGGGAGUAUGAAGUAGACCUAAUCAAGGUAGCGAAGACGAUGGAGCAGUUCAAACCUGAACAGCUGGCCAACGGGAGCUGGGAGCCGCACAUACCCACCAUACCAGCGUUACCUGGUCCCCUGGAAAUACCAUCAGAGCUGAAGGCGAAGACGAAGAAUCUUCUGUCAGAUUCGAAACACCAAAGACAGUUCUCCAAGACGAUGUACAGACAGUCCGGCCUGCUGCGGCAGACGUGGAUACUGCUGUAUAGAAAUUAUCUCAUGACCACUAGGAACUAUUCUCUAUUCAUGCUAAGGGUGGCGGCGCACGUGGUGAUAGCCCUGAUCUUCGGCUACCUGUACCUGGGUGUGGGCAGCGAAGCCAGCAGCGUGCUGGGCAACUACGUCUACCUAUACGGGUCUAUGCUGCUCGUGGUAUAUACAGGAAAGAUGUCAGUCACGUUGUCUUUUCCGCUAGAGAUGGACAUACUCAAGGGAGAAUAUUUCAACAAAUGGUAUUCUCUGGGCCCGUACAUAAUAUCGAUAUUGGCAGUGGAACUACCCUUCCAGAUGUUAUCGUGCGUUUCCUACGUGGUACUGUCAUAUUGGCUGACUGAUAACCCUUUGGAGCCCACCAGAGCCACCCUCUUCCUGGCCACGAUAGUAGCUACCUCGCUCUGCGCCCAGGCGUGGGGUUACUUCAUAGGAUCCACCACUCCUACUAAAAUCGCCGUGUUCGUGGGCCCCGUAGUGGCGUGCCUGUUCUCCGUGUUCGGCUUCUGCCUGGCGCUGUCUGACACGCCGUACGUGUUCCGGUGGCUCCACCACAUCUCCUACUUCAGGGCGGGCUUCCACGUCGCCGUACACUCCGUCUACGGCUUUAACAGGACCAAGAUUCACUGUAAUAAGAUCUACUGCCACUACAUAACGCCGAGCAAGUUCCUGAAAGAGAUGGACAUGGCGGAAGUGGAUGUCGGCGGCAACAUGGCGCUCGUGCUGGGCAGCGCUGUUCUCAUGCACGCGCUCACGGGCGCCGCGCUGUGGCUGCGGCUCAACAAGCGGUGACGCGGAAUAACGGAUAUGUGUGAAAACGGAUAUUUGUGAAAACGGAUAUGCGUGAAAACGGAUAUGUGUGAAAACGGAUAUGUGUGAAAACGGAUAUGUGUGAAUAACGGAUAUGUGUGAAAACGGAUAUGUGUGAAAACGGAUAUGUGUGAAAACGGAUAUGUGUGAAAAAGGAUUUGUGUGAAACGGACCAAUCACAGCGAUUUUGUUGAAUAUAGUUGGUUGAUUACAUCGUCUAUUGGUUUUUGUGUGUAUUUGUUGAAUUUGCUUUUUAAAUAUAUAAGGACAAUUGGAUCUACCUAAGCAGACCACGGUAUUGAGGCUUAAUAGCAGAGGGUGCAACUGGGGACGCGCCAGGAAGAGAGAAGUGCACUUACAUAAAACAUCAAUCUUUUUUCGUAAAAAUAAAUAUCUGAAAACUAAACUGUUACAUGUUCGACACAAGCUCUUCUGCUCCUUGUCUUUUUUGUCAAAACUCUUUACGACUAAUUUAUUUAUUUGUCUGUCUAGUUAGAUCUUUGAAACUGGAAAUAAAAUUGAUAUUGAAUAUCACGGCUAUGAUUCUGUACAGUCAGAGACGCGUUUUUAAGAGAAAAAUUCACUUUAAUUUCGUCCGUGCGUGUCUUGAUACAUAAUGAACUAAAAUUUUGAAUAUUUCUUAACACAGAUCCGAUAUCCGACAAAUGGGUGACACUUUAGUAUUAAGUAGCCUAUAUUUGCCAAUAAGCUCUCGAUCAUGGGAAUAGUUACGUACAUUCAGAAUAUCUUGCCUUUAACUUAGCAAUAAUUGGGACGGCUUUUUAAAUGACGUUUUUAAUGAUUCGAUAACUAAUUUAAACAUGUUAAACAAAAAGUACCUGGGUAACCGAGCGGUGCUCGGUGGACUUCAGAAAGCCCAUAUAAAGUAGUAAAAAAAAAACAAUAAGCAUCUAAGCUCAAUACUUUGUCAAUUGUCUUACUGAAGUAUUAAGACAUCUCGAGUCAGUUCUUGCCAAAGUAAUAUUUUUUAAUUUUAUAAGAUACCAAAAAAUAUCCAAGAAAUCAACAUGUGGGUAUCGAUAAUUUGGGAAAUCCUAUAAUAAAGUUAUUAAAUAAAAGUAAAUAGAGUUGUCCUUAAAAAAUAUAAUUAAUUUUUUUAACCCUUUUCAAUUUCACGAAUUCAGUUACAAUUUUGUUACUUGAGACUAAUUGGUAACAUUUUGUUUUAAAAAUUAAAUUAGGUGUAUGUAAUUAAAAAUAUCAGAAAUUAUGUUUAAAUGUUUCACCAUGAUCGAGAGUUUACGUAAAGCAUUUACACAUGCAAGAAAUUGUAUGCAAUUUAUAAUUUCCUCUUAUGAUUUAAUUCUUUAAUUCUAUAUGGUUCCUUGUUCUGUGUAAGCGCUAUUAAAUAUUAAAUUUACGACUAAGUAUUAGUUAAAUAUUUGUAGAUACUGUUCUCUUUGUGACGAAUAUUAUUUAGACACGAGUAAUGUAUAUGAAAAAUAUACCUUCGGUUUUAAUUUUUUUUUUAUAUAAUUAAAUAACAUCUAUGAAAAAAACAAUAUUUUUGUUGAAAUUUAAACAAAUGUGUUUAUUAUGAUUGUAUCAAAAUUUCAUUCAUGUUCCUUAAUAAUAUGGAAAUAAAUAAAUGAGAACUAUAAUUUAGUUAGCACAUUUUUAGGUAAAUACUUUUAAUAUUGAGAUAUUAUAUACAUAUAUAAUCCUUAUUUAUAAAAAUAAUUUAUAAUUUAGUUUUAGAAAGGGGUGGCUUAUAUUAAAACACCGUAAUCUAAUAAAUUUAAUAUAAUUUAAAUAGGAAAAUAAUUUAAUUUUGCAUUGAAAAUCAAUUUAUUACUUACAAGAUGAUAAGAAAGAAGGAAGAACUCUUAUUUUUCAUUGUUCUUUUAUUAACAAAAUUCCAAGAAAAAUAAUACGUAAAGCAUCAGUAAUAAGGUAAUUGAUUUUAAAAAUGGAAACAUUUUUUUUAUAAAGCAAUCAUAAAAUUCUACAAUUGUAAUUGACCGAUGAUAUUAAGAAAAUCUUUGUCAUUGAUGUUGCCAGUUUAGAAAUAACAUCUUAAAUUUAAUUAUUUUCCACUUUUUAGACACACUUCUAAUAAAAAGGACAAAAAACUAUAAAUACAUUUGUUUCGCAAUUUGACAUGAAAAUAAAAACGUUUUGCAUUAUUUUGACUUAAAUUUACUGGUAACAAAGUUAUUAUGUACUUAUGUGACGAUAGCUUAGUUAAGGCACAAUUAGGAACAAACGUAUAAAGACUUUGUACAUGUUACUUAGCUUUUAUGCUUUAGGAAGACUGACUUAUGACAUUGUAAUUAUCUUCCUAUAAUAGAUCUGAAUAGAUAAGUCUAAUUUUGUUAAAAUAGUUAACGUUAUUUUAAUAAAAGAUCUGAGUAACUUCAAUAUUGUUUGUGAAGAGUUACGUCUAUACAUAAUUCUGUGACUUACACAAUAUGAAUUCCGAAUACUCAAAGCAAUUUCGGAAAUAGAUUUCCUUUUAUAUAAUCUUUUGUUACCUUUUAAGGCUGGAACAACUCUUGGGAACAAUUAUGACAAUACACUAAAACUCGUUUAUAAAUCCGUCAAAAUCAAUAUUCGUAUAAUAAUAUAAUUAACAAGAAAUUAACUAUCGUACAGUCACGACUAUAACCAGUUUUAGCAUAAAGAUAAAAUGGCCCCCGCCAUUUUAACCUUUUUUUAAAAAAAGAACUCUCUAAAUAGUUUAAAUUUCUGUUUUUCUAUUAUUUAUUUAUCUAUAUACGCUAAACAACUCAAGCGCAUAAUAACCAUAUAAACCUAAAUCUGAAUCUCAUUUCUAGACAACCGAAUACAAUCUAUGAGUCUUGUUACUGUUGCUUUUGUCUACUCUAUGAUGGGUCAAGAUGUAAUAUAUGUGUGGAUUCAACUUAUUUAUUUAUUUAAAAAUAUAUACAGAUUUGCAGACACUAAUGGUACAUUUGUUCGUGACUGUACCUGUAAUAUAUUAUAUUAUAUUGUAAGUUUCUUGACAAUUCUGCGACCAGCGAAACUUGUGUAGUGUAAGGCGAUAGUUGAACUGACAAAA
Messenger RNA from Amyelois transitella, 5287 nucleotides. RefSeq names its product ATP-binding cassette sub-family G member 1. NCBI's taxonomy places the organism in Eukaryota, Metazoa, Arthropoda, Insecta, Lepidoptera, Pyralidae. The transcript has 13 exons. The coding region runs from base 331 to 2226 and encodes 631 amino acids. Gene Ontology annotation, cellular component: plasma membrane. The record is from RefSeq and is a predicted model, not a curated record. Gene Ontology annotation, molecular function: ATP binding; ABC-type transporter activity; ATP hydrolysis activity.